This is a messenger RNA of Penicillium olsonii, 1311 nucleotides long. The record is from the annotation of a GenBank genome assembly. Lineage: Eukaryota; Fungi; Ascomycota; Eurotiomycetes; Eurotiales; Aspergillaceae.
AUGUAUCGGACACAGCUUCAAAAAGCGUUACGCUUGCCAAGACUAUCACAACACCAUGCCCGGACGGUGCCUCUCCAAGCCCGUGCCGCAUUCUCCACUUCGGGGCGGCGCGACAUCAUGGGUAUGACCGGUUUCACGGAAGAGCAGCUCACAGUCCGGGAGGCUAUCUCGCACAUUUGCUCAAAAUUUCCAAACACCUACUGGCAGGAACGGGAUCAGGAAGAGAAAGAUCCCAAGGAAUUUCACGUUGCAUUAGCAAAGGAUGGAUGGCUUGGAAUUGCUUUACCCGAGUCACUUGGAGGAGCUGGUUUAGGAAUCUCCGAGGCUACCAUGAUGAUGCAGACUAUCACACAGUCUGGUGCUGGCAUGGCAGGCGCACAGUCUAUACACGCCAACGUAUAUGCGACGCAACCAUUGGCCAAGUUCGGUAGCAAGGAGCAACUGGAGACAACAAUCCCGAACAUCAUCAACGGAACAUGGCGUACCUGCUUUGGCGUGACUGAGCCGAACACUGGACUCGAGACCUUGAAACUGAAAACGCUCGCCCGCAAAACCGACGAUGGCUACUCAAUCACCGGCCAGAAGAUCUGGAUCACUUGUGCGCAAGUGGCAUCAAAGAUGAUUCUUCUUGCCCGCACCACUCCCCUUGAAGAAGUCAAGAAAACCAGCGAAGGCCUUUCCAUGUUCUGUAUUGAUAUUGAUCGUGAAAACCCGGGCCUUGAUCUACGCAAAAUUAAGAAGAUGGGUGGACGCGCCGUUGAUGCAAACGAGGUUUUCUUCGACAACUACAAAAUCCCCGCAAACACUUUGAUCGGCGGAGAAAACGAAGGGUUCAAGAUCAUCCUCCACGGCAUGAACGCAGAGCGAUGUCUCUUGGCCGGUGAGGCUCUUGGCCUUGGGUAUGCCGCGCUGGAGAAGGCAUCCCAGUACGCGAGGGAUCGGGUCGUGUUUGGACGGCCCAUCGGGCAGAAUCAAGGUGUCGCACAUCCGUUGGCCGAUGCGUUCAUGAAGCUAGAAGCGGCAAAGCUAGCAACCUAUCACGCGGCACGCCUAUACGACACAAAUGACAGCUCAGUCCCCUUCCAUGAGAUUGGAGUGGCAUGCAACAGCGCGAAGUAUUUGGCCGCUGAGGCAGCCUUCACGGCAUGUGAGCGAGCUGUCCUGGCGCAUGGGGGCAUGGGUUAUGCGAUGGAGUAUGACGUGGAGCGGUAUAUGCGCGAGUGCUUUGUCCCCCGCAUCGCCCCCGUGAGUCGGGAGAUGAUCCUCAACUACGUGAGCGAGAAAGUGCUUGAAUUGCCAAGGAGCUACUAG